AGCCAAUACACCUCCUUAAAAAUUGGCUAUCAAUAUCGGCCCCAAAAAUCUCUUAUUGGUGCACCCCUACAAGGAAGGAAAAUAGUUGUCCUGGAAUAACUCCAAGUGUGGACAUGUGUAUUCUGGAGUAUGAAUAUCUUGUUCCUGUUUUAGCUUAACCUACUUUCAACACUCUGAGGGUGAAGUUACAUGGUACAUUUGGACCAUACUAAAUCUGUGGAAUGUUAAACAGUGUUGAAGUGUUUGAUCAAGCUUUGAGCAGUCACGUGCCAUGGGUAUUGUCGCGGGUAGGUAUUAUAGAGCUUUGGACUUCUUUUGCCUAGUUGUUUACCCCCUGGUGACAUCAGGGUGAGAUCGUAAGACAAGCAUUACCUGCGUGACUGGUUGGUUGUUCCCUCUCGCCUGCCACAUCUUCAUGUUCUUGUUGGGAGACUCUCUCUAUCCUGUGGGAUCUCACUUGUUUGAAUUUUUAGUGGGGCUCCAACCUUCCCUUUAUCCCACCUUACCGCAUCCAGGACCAGAAAUGGCAUUGUUGCCUUGGAGCUCGCUUUGCUGGGAUGAUGUUCUCACCCAAGCUGCCUGGUAUUGUAUGUGCUGCUCCCAAGUUGUCGGCCUGUUGUCAGCCGUCCUUUGGCAUGGACUAACAUCCCUGUGACUGACCUCGUCACAGAUUUGCUUUAGGCAAUUCUUUCAAUAAUAACUUCGGAAUUAAUUUAAAGUACAAUUGACCAGCCUCCGCUGGUAUAGACUUGUGGCUAUCGGUUCUUGCCAUACUCUGAGAAUUCUUAGUGCCUUGCUGUGCCCCCAGGUACCCACCCAGCCAACCAUCGCUCCUGGCCUCGAUGCCGCUUGGGACUUCAUGUUCUGCCUCAUCACUAGGGCUUCAGCCCUCCUCUCACCCCGAUGGAUCACUUCCGAGCUCUGACUAGCCUCAGGUCCAGUUGGGGCUUCCCUGCCAGGCCUGGCAUUGCCUCCUGGCUUCCGUCCCCACUCUUCCCCACUGGGUACCUCUGGGCUCCAAUGCUGCCCGUCCAGUUGGAGCUCUGAGCCCUUCUCCCUCCAGUUCUUCACCAGGGUGCACAGCUGGCUCAGCUUUCUGGGCAAGCCACAUGCGUCUUCCCAGCCAUCCUUCACCAGGGUGCACAACUGGCUCAGCUUUUCUGGUGAGCCACGUGCAGCUGCCCAGCUGCUCUUUACUGGUGCGUGCCAAUGGCUCUGCUCUCCACGCGAGCCACAUGAGGCUUCCUGGCUCUGCCUCAUCUCCUCCAGCUCCUCCGAUUUUCGCAGCCACUCUGCCCAGCUGCUCCCUGGCUCGCUGCUAGCCCCUCUCCAGGCUGGCGUCCUGCUGCAGCUUCGCCUUCCCAGCAAGCCACGCUGAGGCUCUCUGCCUUGGCUCUUCCUUCUGUGGCAUUUCCCCAACGCUUUCCCCGACACUUCCUCUCCCAGCGUGCCCUCUCUCAGUCCUUUUCCAGCCCCUUCACUCCCCAGGCCCUUUUCACACCCUGAUCUUCAGGCUCAGGCUGAUCUUAAACUGCCACCCCGGGGCUAGCCUCUCUCUCCCUGCAGUGAGAGAAGAGGAUCGUGGAGAAAAACCCGGUCAGCAGUCUCCUGCCCCUUCCCAGAUAUCAUUUCUUGCCUGCACAGCUAUGGCUUGCCACUUGAGGCCUGAUGGGUGGGGGGGUAUGGCUACGAGCCAGGAUGCCUGGACUCUUAUCCCUGUUUUGUGGGGGAGGGAGAGGGGCUGGAAGCAGUGCUUCCUGGGAUGCUGGAGGACUGUAACUUGGUUGUUUGAAUUCCAUGGAGCAGACUAGGAGCUAACAUGAGCUAGCUUGCAUGGCCCAGAGAUGCUUGGACUGCACUUAAAAAUUGAUGAGCUUUAAAGUGCAAAUGCUCGCAUUUUUAAAUGCUGUUAUUACAGUUUAUGAGUAAGGUGUAACGUCACCUUGAUUAAAGCAAAGUCGUAGACAAAAACACUGGUCAUCUGAAAUUUCUGGAUAAUUAGAAGGUUUAACUGUAGAAACUAGACGUUUUUCUUUCUCAUACUUAAAACUAUUUUCCCCACCCAAGUAUAAUCUGAAAAACAUAUCCAGGAUCUAAUUGGGUAAAGGUAUCAAGUGGGGUUCUUAUGGGGUCUGGUACUGUUCAAUAUCUUCAUUUAUGAUUUGGAAGCUGGGGUUGAAUGUACACUUAGUAAAUAUGCAGGUGACACCAAGCCGGGGAAAGUGAAUUUUGCACUUUGGAAAAUAGAAUUAGGAUUCAGAAUGUCCUUGAUUAAUUGGAGAAAUGAUCCAAAAUUAAUCAAAUGAAAUUCUAUAAGUCUUGCACUUAAAUCAGAACAAUUAAAUGUGCUAAUAGGGACUGGGGAAUGACUGCAGUACUGCAGAAAAGAACUACAGUGGUUAUAGUGGACUGCAAGCUAAAUAUGAGCCAAAAGCUUGUUCUUUUUGCUAAAAAAUCCAAUAGCAUACUGGGUUGUGUUAACAGGAAUGUUACCCCACCCGCAAGUCAAGGGAAGAGACUCCUCCAUUCUGUUCAGCACUGAUUGAGUACUGUAUCUAGUUCUGGGCACCACAUUUGAAGAAAAAUGUGAACAAACUGAAAAGGGUCCAGCAAACGUCAUUAGAAGAUAAGAAGUAUUCAACAAAAAUGAUUAAAAACUAGGAAACAUGACUUACAAAAACAAAAAUGUUGGAAAAAUUGGAAUUGUUUGCUAACUGUUAGUAAAAAGACUAAUGGUUAUUACACAUGGUGAGAAACUUAUUUCCUGUGGUAUUUCAUUCUAUACAUGGCAAGAACAUAGUGUAUGGGUGUGUCUACACAUUGCCCUCCGGCACCAUAGUGAUCACGCAGGGCUACACGUGAUCGCCAGCUACAUUGCCAUAGUGACCUGCUCCCCCAGUAUAGUGUGCUGCUACGGCAGUGGAACAGCAAAAUCUAACCAUGUACUUCACGCAUGACGCAGUAACCACCCGUACUGCACCAUGCUUUAGUACUUCUGAAAGGAAGUAGUAAUGCACGUCACGGUAGCAAUGUCACCAUAUGGCAACACAUAGACAUGCCCUUUGUGUGUUACUUUGAUUGGUAUUGGGUUUCUGACAAAGUGAUUUGGAUGAUAAUUUGCUGCAUUUUUACUUGGCACUUUUUGGAGUAUAAUCUUAAGUAUCUGGUAACAUUUCUUUAGAAGUGACAACUAAUCAUCAUCUAAGAUGUACUAAAUGCUUUUGUUUAAAGAAAGGUGAGAUGCAUGUAUUCGUUGUGGCUGUCACUUAGAACAGGGCUCCUGCUCCAUGAAACGUUAGCUACCAAACCUGAUGUAGCCCUUCAAUAUAUUGUUGUAUUAGUGGUGCACAGAGGGCCUGAUGAUGUAAAGUUAAGUUGUUCAAGCCAUAACUGAACUACUGUUUAAUUUCACUCUGAUUUUAAUGGUUACAAUAUUCCUGGUGAAUCCAUACUGGUGGUUCCUGAUCCUCUUGUUCUCCUCUAGGUUCCUCACAAUAGAUGAAUUUUUCCUCCAGUGACGUUCAACCAAGUCCCCACACAAAAUGGGGACUUUUGCUGCCCAGUGUCUGCAGGAGACUUUCCAUUCAGGUUGUUCACUUUAUCAAAUGCUGGGAAAAUUGCCCUUUACUCAUUUUAAGUAUGAGAGCAUUGAGAGGACAGAAAGGAGCCAUUAGUUCUUGUGACUGGAAUGGUUGUUGUUGCCUCCGUCCAGUAACUUUUGGAUACGAGAUCCACAUCAAACUGGAAUAGUAAUGCCGGUGGUUCUGUACUGAAAGACUGGAGUUUUUGUCUCAUCCUGGUCUGCCCCUUCCUGACAAAUCCAAUUCAGAACACCCCAAAGAUAGAGGAGGGGGGUGUGGGGAGUUUUGAGUUUCACUUCCCAAUCAAGUACCAUGGAAAUACUGCUGAAAGUCAAUGUACAAUGGUUAAAGAAUGAAUAGGUUCAGUUUCUUUUGCAAUGGUCGUUUUUUUGGGUUUUGUUUUGUGGGGGGAAAAGAGGUAUGUGGGAGUGGGGGAAACAGAGGUUUUGUCCAAGUGCUUUUUCUUUGAAAAAGUUCUCAAAACUCAUUCUGAGACUUGCUCCUUUAAGAACAUUGUACAUGAUAUAUAUUUUUCUACAGUGUGUGAGCAUACUAUGUCAAAGAAUUGUUUUGAUUUCAGAGCCGAGGGAGCCAGCUAUCUGCAUGUCACAAGGUCUAAGGGAAACGAGCUGACCCUCAGCCUACUUCCACCGAGCCAAAUUCUGAUGGGAUUCUUAAAUAGCUUUGGCAAACAAUUCUGUUUCUUUUGGACUUGAUGAAUGUUUCUGAAAACAUCUGAUUUUUCUUCCUUUAUUUUGCUACACGGUCACCAAUAGAAGCAGCUUGAAACCAAAUAUGGACUUCAGGUUUUCCAGGAUGAGGAUCUGAAAGAGAGAGGGAGAAAGAGAGAGACUGCAAAAGACCAUCUGGGAAACUGUUAAGCAGGAAAAGUUUAAAUCACCCUACACCAGUGGCCUCCAACCUUUUCAAGUAGCAGAUCAUCUUUGGAAUUUUAAAAGCAACCUGAGAUCCACCGUGCAUUGCCACCACCCCUGCCCUUCCCCUCCCCUCCCCAUCCCCCAGCCUAGCAGCCAGCAAAGACUGCCGUUUUGUCACUGAAUGAUUCCAGAUUUGAAAACCCAGGGUGCUUAGCAGCCAAAAAUGACAAGUAAAGACACAGGCUGUCAAUACUGCAUGGAAUCCCUUCGAGGAAGGAAGUUUGCGCUGAAAGAAGAGAAUGCUUACUGUGUUACAUGUUACGACAGCCUUUUCGCCAACUCCUGCGAAGAGUGCAAGAUGCCUAUUAAAUGUGAUUCCAAGGACCUUGCCUAUAAAGGCCGCCACUGGCAUGAAGCGUGUUUCAAGUGUGCCAAAUGCAAUCACUCUUUGGUGGAAAAGCCUUUCGCUGCCAAGGACGAGCUCUUGCUGUGUACUGAGUGUUAUUCUAAUAUGUAUUCAUCUAAGUGUUUCCACUGUAAGAAGACCAUUAUGCCUGGUUCUCGUAAAAUGGAAUUUAAAGGAAGUUCCUGGCAUGAAACCUGUUUUGUUUGCCAAUACUGCCGGCAACCGUUAGGAACAAAGCCUUUGAUUACACAGGACAAUGAGAAUUAUUGUGUGCCAUGUUUUGAGAAGCAGUUUGCUCACCAUUGCUACUCCUGCAAGAAGGUAAUAACUACUGGCGGGGUGACCUUUAAUGACCAACCAUGGCAUAAAGAAUGCUUUCUGUGUGCUGGCUGUAAGCAGCAGUUGUCUGGACAACGCUUUAUUUCCAAAGGCGAAUAUCCGUAUUGCUUGGACUGCUUCAGCAAUCUUUAUGCAAAGAAAUGUUCAGCCUGCAACAACACUAUUACUGCUCUUGGAGACGCCCAGUUUAUCUCAUUUGAAGACCGCCAGUGGCACAGUGAAUGCUUUAACUGUGUUAAAUGUUCCAUCUCACUGGUGGGUCAAGGAUUCCUUACCCAGCAGGAUGAUAUCCUUUGUCGUGAAUGUGGCUCAGCUAUGUAGUUAGAGAAAGAGAUGCAUUAUUCUCACACAUUCUAGCCAUGUACUUCAUUACCCUGUAGUGAGAAAUUCUUCUAAAUGAUACAGUAGUUCUUUAGUCAUUCAAGUCACUAUUAACAAUUUAAUUCUGUCACAAGGCUCAACUGCUCUAUGCAUGCUUUAUAUCAUGUAAAAAGAUUUUAAGCCAAACAGUACUGGCUAAGCAAACUAUUCAAAAGGGAUUUGUAUAUACUUUUAACCUAAAUACAGUUCAUUUCUUCUUAUAACACAGUGCACUCUGCUGUUGAGAGCUUAAAAAUUUACAUUUUAUCUUACUUAAACCAAAAAUGAACAUGAAAGUCUAUAUUGAAGGGAUGAUCUGUGACAUUAGUGAGGUGAUACCAGUACUCUACUAAUUCAGACUCUAGUGUAGAAAAUUAGGGACAGUUGUUCCCCACUAAGCCAUAAUAUUUAAUCAGAAUAAUGGCCCACUUCCCUCCUAUGCCUCAACGCUGCCAUGCAGACAAAGGCAUCAACUGACAAACCUUGCCAUGUGCAGCAGCUAGAAGGAGAAAUGCCUGCGGUACAGAAAAAAGAGAAAAACUGCAUUACUUCUUCAAAGCUAGCAGCUAGCCAGUCCAAGGCCAAGAGGAUCAAGAAAAGGGAGAGCUUACAUUUCUUCCACAGCCUUCAUUAAUCAAUAUAUUACAGAGCUGCUAAAGAGAUAUAUAAUGUUUACACUCAUUUUAAGAUAAACCAGAAUUCCUUUACACAGCUGUAUUCUCGGGCAGUGAACCACUUGCUUUUCCAGAUUUUUGAAUGUCAAUAUACUGUAUGUUAAAUAAGCAGCUUGUAAAAAAUGUGAAGUUCUGGCAUGCCAUGGGUGUGCAUCAAAAGUUUGAAGUGCAUAUUUAGAGAUUCCAGAGAUAAAUGACAUUUUUACGA
Messenger RNA from Alligator sinensis (Chinese alligator), 6446 nucleotides. It is a transcript of the gene FHL5, whose product is annotated as four and a half LIM domains 5. Gene Ontology annotation, biological process: positive regulation of transcription by RNA polymerase II. The coding region runs from base 4683 to 5525 and encodes 280 amino acids. Gene Ontology annotation, molecular function: transcription coactivator activity. The transcript has 8 exons. NCBI's taxonomy places the organism in Eukaryota, Metazoa, Chordata, Crocodylia, Alligatoridae. Gene Ontology annotation, cellular component: Z disc; nucleus. The record is from RefSeq and is a predicted model, not a curated record.